Messenger RNA from Elaeis guineensis (African oil palm), 1751 nucleotides. RefSeq names its product ultraviolet-B receptor UVR8-like. The record is from RefSeq and is a predicted model, not a curated record. Lineage: Eukaryota; Viridiplantae; Streptophyta; Magnoliopsida; Arecales; Arecaceae.
UAUGGAGGAUACCGCCACCACUGAGGCACUUCCUUCAAUAGAGGAUCAAGAAUUCAUAGACCAGCCGCUCUCACUUCUCUUCCCCUGCCUCCGGCGAAUGCAGCGCCGAAUGCAGCGCCAUCGGUCAGAUGCCAUCCCCAUCCCCGGGGAGUUCCCUCUGUCGGCGAACCCCUCCAUUCUCCUCCAUAUCCUCACUUUUUAUAACUUUGAUCCCCAGGAUCUUGCCAGACUCGAGGCAAGUAGCCAUGGCCAUGUUAUCCCAAUAUUGGAAUUAGCAAUGCCCGCUGCUGAUUGAUUUUUGUGGUUGUUGCAGGCCACAUGUUCCUUCUUUAAACAGCCUGCCAAUUUCCCACCUGACUUCUCUUUAUCCCUGCCUGAGCUUGCUGCAUUUGAUAUGUGCCUCAAAAGGGUCAGCUUUAAGGCAAUGAUGGAAGAGGAAAGGGAAGUACUUAAGCGGCGAUGCGGGGGUUCUUGGAAGCUGGUCUUGAAGUUUUUGCUGGCAGUUGAAACUUCUACACGCAGAGGGAAGCCUCAAGCGAUUGCAGGUCCCAGCCACAGCAUCGUCGUGACCUCCAGCGGUGCGGUCUAUACCUUUGGUGACAAUAGCUCAGGGCAGCUUGGCCUUGGCAAUUUGGAGAAUCAAGCACGACCGCAGCUGAUCAGAUCGCUGCAAGGCAUUCGAAUAAUUCAAGCAGCGGCGGGAGUGGCGAAGACGAUGCUCGUCAGUGAUACCGGACGAGUUUAUAAGCUUGGGAAGGACAAUUUUGGAGAAGGAGACAUUUCAGAUAAUCUUUUGUCAAAGCCUCAGCUAGUGGAAUCUUUGAAAGAUAUAUUUGUUGUUCAAGUAGCAAUAGGUCACUUCUUCACCGCAGUUCUCUCUAGAGAAGGCAGGGUGUAUACUUUUUCUUGGGGAACCGAUGAAAAGCUAGGCCACUGUAGUGAUAGGGAACGAGAGCCCCAUCCUCUCCUGGGUCCUCUUGAGAAUUUACCGGUGGUUCAGAUUGCUGCUGGCCAUUGCUACCUUGCAGCACUUGCUUUUCAACCUAAUCGCUUGUCUGUGUACACUGUAGGCUGUGGAUUGGGAGGAAAGCUAGGACAUGGUUUCACAGUUAAUGAGAAGUACCCGAGGUUGGUCGAGUAUUUUAACAUUUUGAACCUGCAGCCUGUGUGCCUUGCAGCAGGCAGCUGGCAUGCCGCUGUUGUGGGACGAGACGGCCGGGUAUGUACAUGGGGGUGGGGGAGCCAUGGCUGCUUGGGCCAUGGAAAUGAAGAUUACCAGACUCUUCCCACGGUGGUGAAAGGCCUGAACCACAUUAAGGCUGUCUAUGUUUCAGUAGGUGAUUGUACCACUUUUGUGGUCUCUGACACCGGCGAUGUCUACUCAUUUGGGUAUGGAGACUCCUCAAAUCUGGGUCAUGAACAGGUUUUUUAUCCCUUAAAUCAAACAACACCAAAGUUGGUUACUUCACUCAAAGUCACUGAAAGGAUCGUGCAGAUCAGCCCUACAAACAUAUCAAAUUGGACCGAGUUUAUGCACACAUUUGUACUCACAGAAUCAGGGAAGCUUUAUGCCUUUGGGUCAGGACACCAGGGUCAGCUGGGCAUUGAUAUGUCUGGGCAGCCGCAUACAAAAGCUAUUCCAGAAAGGGUCCAGAUCGAUCUCAGUUAGUUCCUGAGGUCUCAGAUACUAAGCAUUUUGUUCAUUCUUUUUAGCUUCCUUAGGUUUCCUAUCAUAUGGACAGUCAUUACCG